Messenger RNA from Tarenaya hassleriana, 2387 nucleotides. RefSeq lists its product as uncharacterized. Lineage: Eukaryota; Viridiplantae; Streptophyta; Magnoliopsida; Brassicales; Cleomaceae. The coding region runs from base 484 to 2127 and encodes 547 amino acids. Gene Ontology annotation, cellular component: membrane. Gene Ontology annotation, molecular function: metal ion transmembrane transporter activity. The record is from RefSeq and is a predicted model, not a curated record. The transcript has 7 exons. Gene Ontology annotation, biological process: transmembrane transport; metal ion transport.
CAAUCAACCUCCAUCCACAAGAAUCUUAGAAAUUGAUCGAGUUUUUGUUAUUCUCACCGGGUUUUUGUGUUCUCAGGCAAAGACCCAUCUCUUUUCUUCUUCUCUUCAUCAUCUUCUUCCUCGUCGUUGAAUCUAUUAACAUCCCAUUUCCAUGCGCGUGUCUUCAGACAUAGUUCUGCUCGGAUUUCCCGUUUGCUUUCUUCCAGGUUCGUGUUCUUUCGAGUAAUGAAUCCUGGGUUUCGAGUAAAGCCUCGAAAUUUCUGUCUCUGAAUUCAUGUUUCUUUCUGAUUUCCGCCAUAGAUGCUCCUGUCAUGAUGUUUCAUAGAAAAAUCUGGUAAAGUCUGUACCUUUUUGCUAGUUCUUAGAUGAUCUGGAUCACUCGUUGCACUGGGCAUUUAUUUUGCUAAAGGUUGAUGCUGAUGUGAAAGAUUAUCAGUCCAUUCAGGGUACGAGGAAUAUAACAAGCUGUCGUAGUUACAUUCGAUGAGCAUGAGUGAAUAUAGGGAGAGCCAUUCAUCCACCAGGGAGAAAAAGCUCAAGAACCCUGAAAGUAAGAACAAUUCUGGUACACCCAGGAGUGAUCUUUGGACAGAUGGCCUUAUCUGCGCCUUUGAAUUUGUCCGAGGCACGAGGAAAAACACAGGUGGAAAGUCUGUUUCCACAUUGCCAAGCAAGAAACUGGACAGACCCUUAGGGGUUUCUUCUUCCCCAGGAACUGGGGAUGGUCAAUUCUUUGAUUCCUCUGCCAUUGAUGAUCUGAGGGAAAGGGCCGUAUCUUCUCACGGUCAUAAAGAUGGCCAGGGGUUUCAACCGGGGAAAUUGGAGAGCUUUGAGGGUAGUCGUUGGGUACCUAUUGGAUGGUCUAGGAUUUCAGAACUAGUUCAAACAGUACAAGUGAAUUCAGAGUGGCCAUUACAGAGUACAGAGUUGAUGGAUGAUGAAGAGGAUGUCCCUGUUGCAGAUUUAGCAGCUCCUUACUGGGAACGGCCAGGAGGUCCGACAUGGUGGUGUCAUGUGGUGGCCGGACACCCAUCUGUUGAUUCAUGGCUCAGAAAUGCUCAAUGGCUACAUCCUGCUAUUAGUUUAGCGUUGAGAGACGAAAGUAAGCUAAUAAGUGAACGGAUGAAACACCUUCUAUAUGAGGUUCCAGUGAGGGUUGCGGGGGGUUUGCUAUUUGAGCUUUUAGGACAAUCGGCCGGUGAUCCAUCGGUCAACGAGGACGAUGUCCCUGUUGUUCUCCGAUCAUGGCAAGCUAAAAAUUUCUUGAUAACUGUUAUGCACAUAAAAGGAAAUGUAUCAAACAUCAAUGUCCUGGGCAUCACUGAAGUUCAGGAGCUACUUUACGCAGGAGGUUAUAACGUGCCGAGAACAGUUCAUGAGGUCAUAGCACAUUUAGCUUGUCGUCUUACUCGUUGGGACGAUAGAUUAUUCCGCAAAUCGAUAUUUGGUGAAGCAGAUGAAAUCGAACUGAAGUUUGUGAACAGGAGAAACCACGAGGACUUGAAUCUUUUCAGUAUCAUUCUGAACCAAGAGAUCAGAAAAUUGUCAAGACAGGUCAUCCGAGUGAAGUGGUCGCUACACGCAAGAGAAGAGAUCAUCUUCGAGCUUCUCCUGCAUUUGAGGGGAAGUGUGGCAAGAUACUUGUUGGAGAGUGUAAGGAAGAGCACGAGGGAAAUGAUGGAGGAACAAGAAGCAGUUCGGGGACGUUUAUUCACUAUCCAGGAUGUUAUGCAAAGCAAUGUCCGUGCAUGGUUACAGGACAAAAGCCUAAGAGUAAACCACAACUUAGCUGUCUUUGGAGGAUGUGGGCUUGUCCUUACCAUAAUCACAGGCUUGUUUGGCAUCAACGUGGACGGUAUCCCGGGCAGCCAGAACGCUCCAUACGCGUUUGGUUUGUUCUCCGGGAUCAUGGUUUUCGUAGGAGCUGUCCUCAUCGUGGUCGGUCUGGUUUACCUCGGGUUAAAGAAGCCUGUGACAGAGGAACAAGUCGAAGUAAGGAAACUAGAGUUACAAGACCUGGUUAAGAUGUUUCAGCAUGAAGCGGAAACUCAUGCUCAGGUUCGGAGAAACAACCUUUCUCCCACCGCAGGAGAUGUUCUUGAUGCAGACUAUGUUCUGAUCCAGUGAAAAACCCUAAAACUGUGUCUUGAUCUUCUUUUAUAUGGUGAACCUUCGAGGGUCAUCUUGUUGUAUUUUGAUAGUUUUCUGUUGUAGUUGAUAGAAUUUGGCCAUCUGGAUGCUGAAACAAACUCAAAGGCUAAGACUUUUGAGCAGACAGGUCCAUGGAAUAUGUCUCUGUGUGGAAUCUACAUUGUUAGGACAAGACCAGAAUGAAUUUCACUGUGCUGACAACUUUUGAUCUAUGAUUGAUCAUUACCCUUUUUCCA